Messenger RNA from Tribolium madens (black flour beetle), 1157 nucleotides. Its product is annotated as cathepsin B-like. The transcript has 4 exons. The record is from RefSeq and is a predicted model, not a curated record. Bases 78 to 1085 code for a protein of 335 amino acids. Gene Ontology annotation, molecular function: cysteine-type endopeptidase activity. Gene Ontology annotation, biological process: regulation of catalytic activity. NCBI's taxonomy places the organism in Eukaryota, Metazoa, Arthropoda, Insecta, Coleoptera, Tenebrionidae. Gene Ontology annotation, cellular component: lysosome.
UAUUCAUAACCAUUCAGUUUCAACAUAUAAAUUGUCUCACCUACUAACUUUAGAAUUAGUUCUCAAAUUUUCUAAAGAUGAAAUACUUUGUACAUUCUGCCGUGGUUUUGGCCACAGUAGCCCUAGUCUAUGGAAGCGUCCAUCUCCACCCUCUCUCGGACGAAUUUAUAAAUCGAAUCAACAGCAAACAGUCAACGUGGAAAGCGGGAAGAAAUUUCGAUAUUGGCACUCCAAUAUCACACAUUAAAAAACUUCUUGGUGUCCUUCCCAAAACCGAAAUCACCCCAACGCUACCAAAAAAAAAUCACUCGAUAAACGAUCAAGACAUCCCCGAGUCUUUUGAUGCGAGAGAAGCAUGGCCGGAUUGCGCCUCCAUUAUUGGAAACAUUCGUGAUCAAUCAACUUGUGGUUCUUGUUGGGCUUUUGGAGCUGUUGAAGCAAUGAGUGACAGAAUGUGCAUCCAUUCGAAUGCCACUGUCAAAAUCAACAUCUCUGCUGAGGAUUUACUCGAUUGUUGUAUAAUUUGUGGAUAUGGAUGCAACGGGGGAAUCCCUGCAAUGGCUUGGCUUCACUGGUCUAUCGGCGGAAUUGUGACUGGGGGUAAUUAUGGAACCACUGAAGGAUGCAAAGCUUAUUCUUUCGCUCCUUGUGAGCACCAUGCUGAUGGGGAUUUGCCUCCAUGUGGGCCAGUUCAACCAACUCCGGCUUGCAAAAAACAGUGUGAUAGUGGAUCUUCGCUUACGUAUGGAAACGACUUGACCCACGGAUCCUCAUACAGCAUUGACGCUUUUGUCAAACAAAUCCAAACUGAAAUAAUGACUAAUGGGCCAGUUGAAGCUAGCUUUAAUGUCUAUGAAGAUUUUCUUAGUUACAAGAGCGGUGUCUACCAACAUGUGGAUGGAGAAUACGCAGGAGGACACGCUAUUAAAAUUUUGGGCUGGGGUGUAGAAAAUGAGACUCCUUAUUGGCUAGUUGCUAAUUCCUGGAAUGAAGACUGGGGAGACAAAGGGUAUUUCAAAAUUCUGCGAGGUUCUAACGAAUGUGGAAUUGAAGGAGACAUCGUCGCCGGAAUGCCUAGAUUAUAAAUAAUAAAUAUGUCAUUACGAAAUAAGUGUUUAAAAUUAUAAUAAAAAUACUAGUUUUCAUUAGUAAAAAAA